Messenger RNA from Liolophura sinensis, 2105 nucleotides. RefSeq names its product protein OS-9-like. The record is from RefSeq and is a predicted model, not a curated record. The coding region runs from base 1 to 1947 and encodes 648 amino acids. Gene Ontology annotation, cellular component: endoplasmic reticulum lumen. Gene Ontology annotation, biological process: retrograde protein transport, ER to cytosol; ERAD pathway; endoplasmic reticulum unfolded protein response. The transcript is spliced from 16 exons. Lineage: Eukaryota; Metazoa; Mollusca; Polyplacophora; Chitonida; Chitonidae.
AUGGCCACCAAAACAAACUGUCUGCUUCUCGUACUGUCCACACUUUCCUCUUGGGUGAAUUCAGUGGGAGGCUUCCUCGAUAUUGAUGAACUCAAGUCGAUUCAUUAUGGCAUAGACAUUUUACGGACACCUGUAGUUUUAGGAAAGGAUGACCCCCCUGGAGCAGUUUAUCUUCAGUCAAAAUUUGGCCAGCAGUAUCAAUGCAGCUUCCCUGAUCACUCACAACAGGAGAAGCAGAAACAGGAAGAAGAAAAGCUAGCAGUGGAAAUUGGCAUUCCAGAACUUCUGCGGCCUUUAGAAACUGGACCUUGUUUAAUAAAAGUAAAAGACUGGUGGACGUAUGAGUUUUGUUAUGGAAAACAUGUUAGACAGUACCAUUUAGAAGAUGGUCUGAUAACAGGAGAUAUUAUUUAUUUGGGACUGUUUGAAUCUGAAUUUGAUUGGAACAAUAAUGAAGUCUCAUCCAAAAAUAAAAACCGAUUAAAUAGGUACCACAGUCAACAUUAUGGGAAUGGCUCCAAAUGUGAUCUUACUCAAGAGCCCAGGAAGACUGAAGUCAGAUUUUUAUGUGAGGAGGGGAGUGGUGACUAUAUAGCCCGUAUAGAUGAACCAGAGACGUGUGUGUAUAUACUGACUGUGCACACUACAAAGAUCUGCCACCACCCAGACCUCAGGCCUAAAUCCCACAGCCACAAUGUGCCCAUCUACUGUAACCCGGUUAUCACAGAUGCUCAGUAUGAACAGUACCUAGUUGAUUUGGAAGAGGAGAGACAUAGAGAGGCAGCAGAGGCUGAAGCCAGGAGAGUAACAGAAGCAGAAGCCACAAGGGCAGCAGAAGUAGAAGCCAAGAGGGUAGCAGAUGAACAAGCAAAGUCUGUUCUUACAGAUCCUGACGAUUCAACCAUUUCGUCAGAAGGUGUGAGAAUGCAAUCCAAGGAGGAUCUUACUAAACUAUUGGACAGGGUUUUGCACAAGCAGCAGCAACAGCAGCAGCAGCAGGUCGUGGCAUCUGGAGAAUCCCCUGUUGUAGAUGUUGACAACAAGAACCCAACAACAGUAAAGGAUGGACUACCAUCUCAACCCAAAGGGGAUGGCUCAUCCACCAGCUCAACGGGUGAGAAAGCAGAUGAGGAGGAGGAAGAUGUGCAUGUGGACCAGCAACUCCUGGAAGAGUUUAACCAAGGUUUGGAUGACAUAGCUGGUGAAGAAGGGGAGAAGGCAGCCUUGGCUCUCAUGAAGGAUGAGAUCAGACAAACCAUGGAGUCUCAGUUUAAUGACAUCAUUAAAGAGGCACAAGAUGAGCUUGGCACUGAUGACAUGGAUGUAGAAGAAAGAAAGGUUGCUUUCAAACAUCUUAGUGAAACUUUAGCCAAACUGAUCAAGAAGGUCCAGCGUACAGGAAAAGAGAUAGAAGAUGCUACUAAAGCAGUUGAUGCCUUAAACACUGUAACAAAUACUAACACUGAGGAUGAGCAAUUGGUAGCUGACAGCUCAGAAGACUCUCAGAAAGCAGCAGCCUCAGAGACACAGACAACUUCAGACAAAGCUGCCUUGAAAUUCCCAGUGUCAGAGGAUGACAGUGAUCGUGUCAAAGUGAGAAUAACUCGUAUAAAGAGCAGUCCCAAGGAUGAUGACCUUGAACAGGAUGAAGACAGCAGUAAGAAACAUAUGGUGGAGACGACAAUACAGGAUGAAUUGAAGAAAGCAGGGCUGGAUACGGAAGGUGGCAAAAUCCAUGUGAAAAUAAUAACUGCGGGAUACUAUGACACGGAUAAAAACUCUGUUCAUGUUCUCUCGGAAGAGGAUAGUGAAGCUUUUAACAAAAUGAUAGUGGCAAUACUGGGUGGAAAUAAUGAGGCAGCCAAGGAAGCCGAAAAACACAAGCAACUUGAAGAUAAUUACAACCUAGUUUGGGAAAAGGAUAACAGAAAAUCAAAAAAGCCUUAGAAACUAUCUUCUCUAUCCCUACAGUGCAAUCAAAACAUUUGGAGAUUUGGAAAAUUUAGCUGUUAUGUUAUUUAAAUUUUGGUUUCUUUCUACAUAUCAUUGGUUGUUUAUUUUGUAUUGAUUUAUUAUUAAAUGUGGGGAUUUUAUGAUACUUCUAA